This is a messenger RNA of Cladocopium goreaui, 663 nucleotides long. Lineage: Eukaryota; Dinophyceae; Suessiales; Symbiodiniaceae. The record is from the annotation of a GenBank genome assembly.
AUGCUUUCCUAUGGAGUUUGCCAGCUGCAGUGCAAUGACUCUGUUCAGGCGGCCAACCACAGCACUUUGGUCUUCACAAACUAUUCGGAGAUCAGCAACAAGGAGGCCUGCUCCAUCCCAGACACGGCCGAGCGCGGAAUCACUCGAGAGCAAUUGGUGAAAGUGGUUCGUUUCAUCUCGAAGAUGGCUGACAGAUGUUGCGAAACCUUUGGGGAAGAUCAUGGGACAAAGCUGAAGUUUGAAGACUUCAACUUAUAUCAUGCUGAUUAUUGGCUCAUAAAGCCAGCCACCCAAGGCUAUCAGGACAAGGGAUGCAGUUUGGUGGAGGUUAUGGCAGUAGAAGCUCAGAGACCUCAUUGGUUUGUGUCCCACGCCUGGAUUGAACCAAUUUGUAAAUUCCUGGCCUGCUUGGAGCAGCAUGCUUUGGUGCGAGAACUCUUGAGCAGCACCUCUUAUUGGGUGUGUGCAUAUGCCAACAAUCAGCAUUGCGUGGAAGAGGAUAUCACAAGCAACCCUCGCAGCACAUCCUUUUACCGAGCCAUGCAGAUGUCUCAGGGAGUUCUGUUGGUGCUUGAUUCAGCUGGAACACCUUUCAAGCGGAUUUGGUGCUGCUUCGAAGAGUCCAUUGCCGCGACCUUAUCUUGGAAGGGCCAAAUUGCGUGA